UUCACUUCAAUAUAUUUUCACUUAAUAGCUAGUCGGUACAUCCACCGUACCUUCUACUCUUGUUUACAGCAAGUACUGUAUACUUAUUACACCUUUUCUUGUUAAACUCAAAAGAAGUACUAAGCGAAACGCGGUUCCCCACUACGAAAAAUCAGUACAAGACAAUUGCGAUGUCUUAUCCAAAUCAACAAGCCGCUACGUAUCCGUACGGUUAUGUUCAAAAUGCGGCUCCAUUGGCUGUUCCUUUCCAACCUGUCGUCGCGUCUCUGCCUUCUGAUUACAAAUUAUCAUAUCCCAAACUUUAUCCGAUCCAGAAUGCUUUGAUUCCGCAGCAGAACAACGAUCCUCUGUCCACUGUUGAUCUUUCGGCGCCCGUCAUUCGGUUUCAAGAUUUGGUAUCCUCGAAGCAGACAAAAGACACAACUUUUAAUACAAAUGAAGCAAACAAAAAUGUGUCUAAGACCUCAAAAUCAGAGAAUGCUUUCGUUCAGCAAGGACGUGAGCAAAAUCACCCAGCUGCAACCCAAAAAGAAGUUCGUCCACUGCUCAAUGUUUCUACUAACCAAAUGAAACGAAUGCUACUAAUAUCCGAUGUUCCAAAGGCUUUGGAUGACUUUUGGAUGGAUAAGGUUUUACGUCUUUCUGGAAAGUUAAUCGCCUGGAGAAGAAUCGUGGAUGAAAAUGAUGAGCCAACAUCAUUUGGCUUUGCGGAAUUCGAAAACACAGAGCAAUUCAGUCGGGCGCUUGAGGUUUUGUCAAAUUAUGAAUUCAAGUUGGGCGGCGAAAGCAAUCCAACUGUUGAAAAACUUACAAUUCAAGUGGAUAAAGCAAAUGAAUCACUCAUUAAAGAUUGGAGAAAUAAUCGUUAUUACAAAAACAAGCACGAAUCUGCUAUUAUUCAACAAAUCUAUGCCAAUUUAGACAGAAUCUCUCUGGAUAUAACAAACCCAGACAUUAGAGCACGCAUCGAACGAGCUGCCAAACAGGCCAAAGAAAAACAAGAACGGGCAUUGCGUGAAAGUAAAAUGUCCACCAUUACCAUUAAUGCCGCAGAUUUGGAAGGCAUUAACCCAGAUCAGCUGCCCAUGAUUGAAAAUGAGAUUCGUAGCUUUCGGGAUCGUUCGGCGCUCAAGGAACGCGAAAAACAACGAGCACAGGAAGAGUAUACUCGACUUCGGAGAGAAUUCAAAGAACGCGAACGGAAGGCUGAACAAGAACUACUUGAACCACUUUUCAAACGUCCUGUAGCACAAAAGCUUUUACAGCUUUCUAGCUCUUUACAGUCGAUGUUGCUAGCGGAGGAAUCCUACCCAAGCGACCUGACCGACGAAGAAAUCGCAAAUCGUGAAAAGGAACGCGAAAAAGCCAAAGAAGAAGAAUCGUUUUACUCGCGCGAGCGCAGAUGGUUCAACCGUGAACGUGCUCGUGCCGCUGCUCUUGAACGUGAGGACUUGCGUGAACACGAUGAAGAGGCACGUAGGGUCUCCCAGCGCAGACAUUACUCAGAAAAGCUGGCAACAUUCGAUGAUGACGAAGAGGCUCGCACUUCCAGAGAUGAGUAUUUCGUCGAUCGUGCUGCUUGGAUUCGCCAUCGUGCAGUUGCCCGAGUGCGCGAGGAAGAUGCAGAUGAACAAGACAGACGUGCAGAUGAACGUAAUGCACAACAUCGUGAUACAUCUGCAAACGGCGGGGCGGCUCAUGAAAAAACAAUUACUAGUGAAAUGCCAUUCCAUGAAGGUCCCGUCAAACUUUCUCUGCAACCAGCGCAGCAACCAGCGAAACGCGAUCUUUCCGAAAAACUCAUGCUGCCGGAAGAGGAGGAAGACGAAGAGGAUGAAAGUGUUAUGCUUUCUCUCUACGAGAAAUCGACGAAAAACAAAGAGGCUUCUACGGAAAAAGAGCAAGAAGGCGAAACAAAAACGUAUACAGGAGCUCAUUGCUCAAAUUCCAACGGUUCCAGAAGAAUUGUGGACAUUACCUGUUCGUUGGGAUGCUGUUACGGAGGAGCUAUUGACAAAUCAAUUGGCGAACUUUGUUACCAAAAAGAUUAUCGAGUACAUUGGUAUUCAAGAACAAUCGCUCAUCACAUAUACCAUCGAGCAUUUGAGGCAGCGCAAGGGUGCAGGAGAGCUUAUGAAAGAACUCGAACUUGCACUCGAUGAAGACGCGCCUGAAUUCGUGAGCAAGAUUUACCGUUACCUGCACAUACUCAUUAUUUUGCAAACGGAGGGAUCGGCAUAG
Schizosaccharomyces japonicus yFS275 is the source of this 2241-nucleotide messenger RNA. Its product is annotated as U1 snRNP-associated protein Usp107. The record is from RefSeq and is a predicted model, not a curated record. Lineage: Eukaryota; Fungi; Ascomycota; Schizosaccharomycetes; Schizosaccharomycetales; Schizosaccharomycetaceae. Gene Ontology annotation, molecular function: nucleic acid binding; RNA binding. Bases 171 to 2162 code for a protein of 663 amino acids. The transcript is spliced from 4 exons.